AUGGAAAAGUCACUGAAUCCACAGAUUUGGAAACCACAAGAAGCUUCAAUAUCUCCGGGACCUUCUAGUCAACAGAAGUUAACGUUCAUUGGUACACAUAUCUUUAAGUACUUUCGCACGUGGAUUCAGUUGACAAAGGACUUUGUGAAAUUCGACCUUUGCUAUGAUCUCAAUCAGGCUAGCGGCAAUAUAUCCAUUGUCCAUAACGACGGGCGUGUCAUUAAAACACUGCAGAUCAGUCCAGACCUGCAUGUAAUUAGAUCGGCUGAUACAUUCAUGUACGCAUUCAUAUCACGUACUAGAGAGCCUAAAGUAUACGGAUUUGGUUUCUUGCGAAGUGAAGAUCUUGAUGAGUUCUUCUCGCACUACAAUACUGUUUUUUGGACUAUAUCCAGUAAAUCAGCAACUCAAAUUGACGUGAAUCAAAGCGACGUCUCUGAUACCUCAGUGAAUGGUAAAUUUAGUAUUGCUGAAUUGUUAACUAAGUCUGAUCCAACUUAUGAAGCUGAUUUUGGCUAAGGAGAUGCGGAAUCCAGUACUUUAAGCGAUUCACAAACAUUCCCAUGGUGUGAGCAGAUACCUAAUCUUUACUGUUACAAUUUUGAGCAGCAGCAAACAGAAGGCGCAACAUCUUCAUUUGCUCGUAGUCAAUUAUUUGAUCAGCCUUGGUUUGAGCAUUUCGUAGAUUCCUGUUUAAAUGUUGCUCGACAACAAAUGGAAAGAUCAUUUCUUUUUGAAACUCGCCAUAUGCUACUGGAUUCUGAAAGUGCAAAAGACAAAUCAGUGGAUGUAGACAAAAGUGAGUCUGAUAAAAAACCUGAUCAGGAAGACAACAGUUUACACGAAGAUAAUAAAUUAGAUAAAAACGACUUACACAAAGUAAGCAAUAUAAAGGAUGACGGAUUAGAUUCAAUGAAAGAGAGUCUAGCUGGGAGCAAGGAUGAUAAAGAACUUGAUCAAGAGAAAGAAGGCCUACUCGAUCCAGGCAAAAACGAUGAUAACAAAUCUGAACAAAACAAGGACAAUCUACCUGGCACAGAUAUUAACAAUGAUCACGCAUUAGAUCUAAAGAAAGACGGAGGGUUAACAGAUAAUAAAAAGCUCGAUGGAGAUAAAGCGAGCCUAAUCGAUCCAGGCACUACUGGUGACAGCAAAUUUGAUCAAAGCAAAGAUAGCCUAUGUGACCUCGGGAUUAACAAUGAUGAUAGCAUUGAUCAAAAUAAAAACGAAUUAUAUAAAUCAAGAUGUAGCAGUGAUAAUCGAUUAGAUCAAAAGAAGGGCAGCCUACCUGGAAGUGGUGGUGAUAUGUCACCACGUCAAGAAAAAGGUCUGCUCAAUCCAGGCAAGGUCGAUGAUAAUAAAUUUCAUCAAAACAAGAACAGCCUACGUGGCCUAGGCAUUAAUAGUGAUAGCGAAUUUGACCAAAAUAAGGAGAGCUUACAGAUGCCAGGCACUAGAGAUGAUAAUAGUUUUGAUCAAAAGAAUGGCAGCCUAAAAGAUCUGAGUGAUAAUAAAAAUAAUGAAUUUGGUCAAAAAAAGGGCAGCCUACACGAUCUAGGCGGUAACGAUGAUAAUAAAUUUGAUCAAAACAAGGACAGCCUGCGUGACCUGGGCACCAGUAGUGAUGACAAAUUUGACCAAAUUAUGGAGGGAGUACGCAAACCAGGCACAAGCGAUGAUUGUAUAUUUGAUCAAAAGAUCGUCGAGCCAGGCAGUUGUGUUGGCGACAGAUUUGGUAAGAAACAGGAUAGCAGCUCACGUGAUACAAGCAGCUACAUUUUUGGUGAAGAUAAAAAUGCUCAAGAAUCAGAAACUGAAGCAGCAGGUCGUAGUGAAUUUCCUGAACAAGGAGUUUAUAAUCUUUGGAGCGAUCCACCAAGGAUUAUUCCGUUUUAUGAGGUGAUUAGGUUUCCAAAUUUUCAAUGGAAAUCGAUUUUUGAUUAA
Thelazia callipaeda (thelaziosis nematode) is the source of this 1944-nucleotide messenger RNA. The record is from the annotation of a GenBank genome assembly. NCBI's taxonomy places the organism in Eukaryota, Metazoa, Nematoda, Chromadorea, Rhabditida, Thelaziidae.